Molecule: messenger RNA, 1448 nt
Organism: Bufo gargarizans (Asiatic toad)
Lineage: Eukaryota; Metazoa; Chordata; Amphibia; Anura; Bufonidae
Gene: LDLRAD1
Product: low density lipoprotein receptor class A domain containing 1
Exons: 6
Coding region: 115-732 (205 amino acids)
Molecular function (GO): protein binding
Source: RefSeq, a predicted model, not a curated record
UAUACCUUUUGUGCCAGCACAAGUUUAUUAGAAGAACCGAAAUAAGACUUGUGAGGGAAAGGGUUUAACCACAACCUGAAUUACUAACCUAAAAAUCAGACGGGCACCGGAAAUAUGAACCGGACGUUCCCCCAGCGGAGAAGUAUGGAUGCCUCGUCCUUUGGAUCCACAGUGUCUAUGCUCUCAAGGGAUGAGAAGGAUGCAUGUUGUGGCUGCAGCAGAAAAUGCAUGUGCGUCAUAAGCGUGACAUUACUCCUUCUAAUGAUCAUCGCUGCUGCCAUCGUGUGUGCGGUGGUGCUCGCCCUCCCUGCUCGCACCCUAGAAAGUCGCUACUGUGUCACAUCGGACAACCACACCGGAUUCUUAUGCGAUGACAGAAUAACGUGUCUGCUGCCAUCGCAGGUCUGUAAUUCUGCAAGUGACUGCGGCAAUGGGGAGGACGAAACGACUUCACUGUGCAGUAACCUGCCUGAUAAUUUGCCUGGAUAUUUAUUAUUUCGAUGUGGAAAUCCUCAAAUCUGGAUAUACAGCAACCUGAAGUGUAACGGCAUUAAUGAUUGUGGAGACUGCUCCGAUGAGUCCCAGGCCUUGGCAUCCUGUUCCUCCUGUCUGAGUAAUUGGUGGCCAUGUACCCCAGUGCUCUACCAGUACUGCAACUGCAUCCCCACUUCUUUGUGUCGCAAUGGAGUCCAAGACUGUGUGAGCUGGUCUGAUGAGUAUAUAUGCCCCUGACAAGACCGGAAGCCUCAUGUACUCCUACUUGUGAAUUCCUGAUCACCUAGCCUUAUAUUAACGUUUAUGUGAUGUGGACCCCACCCUGGAUAUAAUCUCUUCUGUAAAUGGAGACAUCAGCGUGACAUACAUGCACAGGUCAGAUGUGAUUGUUUGGGACGGGGUGUUACACAUUGCACAGGACAUGGAAGGCUGCACACCAAGUGCUUCUUGCAGGAUCAUCAAUAGCGCUUACAUGUAUGUAAUAUGUGUGAAUGAACCGUUUAUAGCAGUGGGUGCGUGGUGACACCACAGAAGCACGUCCUAUUUUGUCUGUGAUUAUGGAUCCCUCCCACAUUAUAGUCAAGUGAAAACCAUGGUCACAACACAGAUGCCAUCCAUGUGUGGUCAGUGGUUUUCACGAAUCAUUGGUAGGCGAUGCUCCGGAAAUUAAUUUUCAGCCUAGCAGUAUCCAUGGAAUUUGGAUGACACACGGAGGGCAAAAAAAUGGACAUACGGCCAAACAAGGAUCCUUCGUGGAUAUCUUCACUGACCACCUUGUCACGGAUGCCACCACGGACAUGGACGUGUGAAAGAGACCUAAGAUAGAUAUCAGUGAAUCUCUGUCUCAAAUAGGAUUUGCAUUUUAAAUUUCAAAUUUGCUAAUUUUAGUGGACUUAAAUUAUACAAAAAUUAAAGUCCUGUAACUGUAUGAACGAACUGUAAAUAUGUCUACC